Molecule: messenger RNA, 1373 nt
Organism: Dimorphilus gyrociliatus
Lineage: Eukaryota; Metazoa; Annelida; Polychaeta; Dinophilidae
Source: the annotation of a GenBank genome assembly
CGUCUACUGUAGAUGUGACGCGCGAUAAAUUGCGAGCUAAUCGAUAGCGAUUUGAACGAAUGACCAAAUUUGAACAAGAGGAAAAUGGAACUUGAUGAAGGUAGAAUCAAUAUUGUAACAUUUUGUAGGAGAAUUGUCCUACUUAACCGAAUAAUAGGACUCUAAUUAAACGAAAGUGACAAACAACUACAAAUUGAUAAUAGUCGCUUUAAUUUUUUCAAGGGAGUUGAUUUUCAAGAAGAUUGAAUAGAUUUUUUUUUUAGUUUUUAACUUGAAGGAAUUAACUUCUUUGAACAAAGUCAUUGCUACAAGUACAUACAUAUAUUAGUAUGUAUACUGAAUAUACUGUAUAUAUAAUAGAGAUAAAAGGGUAAAAAAGCAAUAGAUGCUUUUUUAUAUAUUCUCUUUUAAGAUAGUCUUUUUUUUUAUCAGCUUUUAGAGAAUAUAAAAUAUACACUAUAUAUACUGUAUAUUGUACUAUAGAUUAUUCGCUUUUGGUACUUUUAGACGCUAAUUCCCUAAUUGUACAGAGAAGUAAUGCAUGGAAAUUUACCCUAGAUUUUUAUGAAAUGAUUACUAAUUGCGAUUUGCAAAGGGAUAGCUUUAAAUCAACCUUUAAACAAAAAACAGUUACAUUUCUUUAGUGAGCCCUAGGGGGCGUGGAGCCAGCUUCUUGCUGAUUGGUCGUAAAAGUUUUCCGUCAUUUUUUUCCCGCCUUUAAUAAAAUCUAGUUGAUCGUUUUCUCAUUUAUUUUGAGUCAAUCGGUUGAUUUUUCUAGUUGAGGUAACUCAUCAUUCGUCAUUCUACCUUAGUUAUCAUUCCGAUAAUAUUUAUCGUUUUUCGUAUCCUAACAAGCUGAUAUCGAUCACAUUAACAAAUGGAAACUGCAAUAGCCUUAUUCAUCUUCUUAGCAUCCUUUAUUAUUGGGAAUAUGAUUUUGGCUUUGUCUCUAUUUAUUCCGCUCAACAAGUACUCGAAUACUCAGGAGGAAGCUCUCCACAGGACCAUUUUGGCUAUGGCUGUUGUAGUUCUUGUCGAGGGACUAAUAUGCCACUGUCCAUGCAAAAUUAUCAAGUUAGUAAAACGCUUUCUAGGAAGAGAAGAGGAAAUUGUUAUUGAAGCCGACCAGACAGUUGUUCUUACCGGAAAAUCGAGCAAAGAUGCCCCGGCUACCGUUAAUGAAGACCGUCUGUAAAUUACAACAAAAGGGUUUUGAAUUCUAAAGAAGUCUUAUGGUUUAACGUAAUAUUUUAGUUUAGAAUAGACUAGACUCUUUUAAUACUUUAAAUUGUUAUAUAUAAUUAUCUACAGUAUAAAAUUUAUACUAAUAUAUGUAUAUAUAUAUAUAUACAGUAUAUUUAUAUAAAGACAUA